AUGACAUCCACUGAGCUGGAUGCGCAUGCGUCCCCAAGGGGACAACCUCCUGCUGCCGGGUCUCCUCCUGGCUUUCCCGCUGGCUCCCAGGGGCCUUCGGCCAGUCUGCCGCCUCGGGCUCCGCCCCGCCACCAGCUGAUUGCUCUCCGGGCUCUGCCCCGGCCCCCUCCUCUGGCGAGCCCCCCAAACCCACUGCCACCGGGGCCGGCUAACCACCCAUGGGAGAAAGAUAAUCUGCCCUUCGGAGGACCUAGACAGGGAGAUGUGACAGUCUAG
Molecule: messenger RNA, 276 nt
Organism: Aspergillus viridinutans
Lineage: Eukaryota; Fungi; Ascomycota; Eurotiomycetes; Eurotiales; Aspergillaceae
Exons: 1
Coding region: 1-276 (91 amino acids)
Source: RefSeq, a predicted model, not a curated record